This is a messenger RNA of Diorhabda carinulata, 2521 nucleotides long. RefSeq lists its product as uncharacterized. Lineage: Eukaryota; Metazoa; Arthropoda; Insecta; Coleoptera; Chrysomelidae. The transcript is spliced from 3 exons. The coding region runs from base 235 to 741 and encodes 168 amino acids. The record is from RefSeq and is a predicted model, not a curated record.
AGCUCUACGAUUGGGUUCCAAUGAGUGAUGCUGAGUUUCAUGUCAUUCAUAGAUUAGUAAAUGUUAAAUGUGUUACCCUACGGGUUUUGACUACAAACUGGAGGGAGUUACAAAGGUGCCAUGGGUUUGCGAAAAUUAAAAAAAUUAAUUUUCAAUUCCUUUAAAUUUGAAUCUGCUACUAGUGACUUUUAAUGCCUCUAAAUCUAUAGGUAGAUUAUAUUUUUUAUCGGCAGUAUGAAACCGCAACUAAAAUUUGUAUUGUUUAUUUUAAUUACAUUUAAGGGAAAAUAUGUGAAUGGACUUCGUUGUUAUGUGUGUUCUGAUGAAGAUGAGGGUGAGUUGCCGUGUAUAAAUUUUGAUUCAGAAAAACAAAAAUUUAUCCAACAAUGUAGCAGUAUUCAUCAUACUUGUUACCUGAAGAUUGAAGGUGAUAGAAGGACAAGAUCGUGCGAAACAUAUAAAAUUAAUGACUGCAAAGAAGCUAAUGGGGUAGAAUACUGUUUCUGUCCCACCGAUCUUUGUAACGAAAAAAGUCAAAAGUUUCCAGAUAUUACAGAUGACGAAGAUUUAAUUGAAGGCAGUGGAACGAAAAUGGUAUUUGACGUUUCAAAAGAAAAGGAAGUUGAAAUAAAACCCAAACAGAAUGCUACAAUUAUCACUUAUGUACAUUCUAAGGGGUUUGAAGUCGAAGCUAGUCAAUAUUUUGCCUUUUUCAUCGCUAUAUUAAUUAUUUUAUAUUGAAACAGGCAAAAUUAAAAAUGGUUACCACGAACGGAUACUUAUACUUUUUUCAUUCCCAACUUUUAAUAUUUAAAAAAUAUGUAGUGCAAAUUUAUAUGUGGCUUCCUUUCCAAGUAGUACGAGAUUUCCUAUGGAUAUUAAUUAAGCGUUGAGCUAUGAAUAUCUAUAAUUGAUUGAAAAAACUUGUAAUUACUAAUUAAUCUACCAGUAUUACAGAAAUUGUGCAUUUAAAAAUUGUUGAUAUUUUUAUACAUUGUUUUAUUGCUGUGUAAAAGUCACUAUUUUUUAGAUUUCAUAUAAUAUAAUAUGUACUUCGUGCUCAGCAGCCUAAUAUUUAAUCGUGUAUAUUGAUAGACUUUCCAAGACACUAUUGAUAAUUGAUAAUUAUUGUACAUUGUUUUUAUAGUGAACCAAAAUUAUGGAAAGACUUGUAAUUAUGUGACUGAUUUUUAUAUUGUAUAAUUUGUUAUUACGUAUUAUACGGGUUUUCGAAAUGAUUACGGGGGCUUUUACGCGUUAAAAGAUUUAUUACAUUUAUGAAUAUGCAUUAGACGAAAGAGCAACUCAAACAGUUUUCCAUAUCACAAAUAUUCAAUGUGAACACAUCACAUAGUCACGUAAAAACGAUAGAUAAAUUAGCCAGAGUCUCUCGAGUAAUUUUUGCAACAGCUACUUCAAUCAUGUCUUUUAACUGAGGAAAGUCAGCUGGUAGUCGAGACAUAUACACACGAUCCUUUAGGGUCCCAAACGUAAUAACCACAAGGCGUCAGAUAGGGUGAACUUGGGGGCCAUGGAAAACUAACCCUAUUAUUAGGUCCAUGCAGCGAUCAGGUAGUGAUGCUCUGGCAAUUGCGUACUUGUUUAUGUUUGGAAAAUAAGAACAAGAAAAUUUUAUUAACAAGAUAGUGCACACUCUAUCUUGUUAAUAAAGUUUUUUUAUUCUUAUUUUUCCAACUAAGAUAAUAACCUAGUUGUGGAGUAUCAAGAUAAAAAGUAUUGGUUACAGUUGCUUCACCAAAGAAAAUACCACAUAAUUUUAUCGCCGGCAUAUGACACAAAAAUAUUCAAUCUAGGAAUCUCUUUGCAUUUGGAUAAUCGCAUUAUGAUCUUUGGAGCCCCAGAUUCGCAUAUUAUGGGUGUUCACAUGUCCACUAAGGUCAAAGUUAGAUUCUUCACUGAAGAUGACAUUGUUGAAGAAAUUUUUAUCGUCAUGUAGUAAUAUUUCGUUAGAGAACCAUAGUCUGAUAACAUUAGAGUCUGUAACAAGUGCAAACGGUUAGGAUGCAGUUGUCAAAAUCUCCCAACAGUUGUUACAGGAAUUGUUAAUUCACGACUACCCUUUCGUAUGGAUUACGCGUGAAGGACGAACGUAAUACGGAACGCACCAUGUACUCCAAUUUCCGUCUUUGUAAACUUCAAAACAUGAAAAGCUCUCUUUUGUCGUCAUAUUUGCUACAAGCGCUUCUUAACGGAUGCCAACGGAAACAAUACGCGCACAUGCUUAUUGGUGCCAUCAAAACUGAGUAGCUCUUUCGUUUAAUGAUCAUUUAUAACUGAAGUUCCACGUUAUUGAUAUUAUAAAGCGUAAAAACCUGGCUAUUCAUUUUGCAAUAUAAGUACGGUAAAAAAAAAUAUAUGUACAGUGCUCAUAUGAGACCCAAACGCUCGAUUCUUAUUGUUGAAUUAAAAGGCCGAAUAGUGUGGUGCUAGAUUUUCCAAAUGGUUGAAUCUGAUGAAUUUAUUUUUUAUCUACGGUGUAUUCAAGUAUAGAAUUUAUCCU